GCGCAGUCAGUCCCCGGCGCCCCGACCUGCUGACUCCCGGCGCCAUGACCCCGCCGUCGCCGGACGUCGAAUCAGACGACUGUCUCCCCGAGUACCGCCACCUCUUCUGCCCGGACCUGCUCCGGGACAAAGUGGCCUUUAUCACAGGUGGUGGUUCUGGGAUUGGGUUCCGGAUUGCUGAGAUUUUCAUGAGGCAUGGCUGCCACACAGUCCUUGCCAGCAGGAGCUUCCCGAGAGUGUCCACGGCUGCUGAGAAGCUGGCAGCUGCUACUGGCCAGCAGUGCCUCCCUCUGUCGAUGGAUGUUCGUUCCCCCCCAGCUGUAAUGGUUGCCGUGGACCAGGCACUGAAGAAAUUUGGCAAAAUUGAUAUCCUUAUUAACUGUGCGGCCGGGAACUUCCUGUGUCCUGCUGGCGCACUGUCCUUCAAUGCCUUCAAGACUGUGGUUGACAUCGACACCAUCGGCACCUUCAAUGUGUCUCGAGUGCUCUAUGAGAAGUUCUUCCGGGACCAUGGAGGGGUGAUUGUAAACAUCACUGCAACCCUGUGUUUCCGUGGACAGCUGUUGCAGGUGCAUGCGGGCACUGCCAAGGCAGCUGUGGAUGCUAUGACACGGCACUUGGCUGUGGAGUGGGGUCCCAGGAACAUCCGUGUCAACAGCCUGGCCCCUGGUCCCAUCAGUGGAACCGAGGGACUCCGCAGGCUGGGCAGGUUACAUGCUCCUGGUCUCUUGAGCCCACUGAAGAGGCUGGGGAGCAAGACGGAGAUCGCGCACAGUGUGCUCUACCUGGCAAGCCCCCUGGCUUCCUACGUGACCGGGACGGUGCUCGUGGUGGAUGGGGGGAGCUGGAUGACAUUCCCAAAUGACAUCCGGGGGCUGGUGGAGGUUGAAUCCCACGCUGCUAAGCUCUAGGGAUAGAGGUCACCUCUCCAGACCCUGCGUCUGUCUCUGUAGCAUCCUCUGAUUCCCUAACCGGACCUGGAACCCCUCAACUUGUUUCUCAAGAAGGCAAGGUGAAUCCCGCUCUGACAUACUUUUUGGGGACCCCCCUCCAUUGAAUAAAUCAGACUGGAAUUUUUUCCCCACAGCAGAUUAAAAUAUAAAAUAAC
This is a messenger RNA of Dipodomys ordii (Ord's kangaroo rat), 1108 nucleotides long. It is a transcript of the gene Decr2, whose product is annotated as 2,4-dienoyl CoA reductase 2, peroxisomal. The record is from RefSeq and is a predicted model, not a curated record. The transcript has 9 exons. Gene Ontology annotation, biological process: fatty acid catabolic process. The coding region runs from base 45 to 911 and encodes 288 amino acids. Lineage: Eukaryota; Metazoa; Chordata; Mammalia; Rodentia; Heteromyidae. Gene Ontology annotation, molecular function: 2,4-dienoyl-CoA reductase (NADPH) activity.